Messenger RNA from Oldenlandia corymbosa var. corymbosa, 6125 nucleotides. Lineage: Eukaryota; Viridiplantae; Streptophyta; Magnoliopsida; Gentianales; Rubiaceae. The record is from the annotation of a GenBank genome assembly.
UGACAAUCUCUCCUUUUUCUCUCUCUAAAGUUUCCCUCUUUUUCUCGCUCUAACCUUUUUUUUUUGAGUUGGGUCUUUUUUCCCAUUUCCAGAUUUCGAUCACUGACCCAACUCACAAAGUCUCAAUCUUUCAAUCCCCUGCAACUUCAUAUUGCUUCCAUCUCUUAUCAAAUUCUCAGUUGAUGUCAGCACUUCAUGUCUUCUUGUUGAUGUCACUGGUUGGAUUUCUGAGACUUAGGUUGCUUCAAGGCUUCUGAAGGAAGAUACAUCUGCAAAAGUCAUUCAUGAAUAGUUGGCUCCAUCUGUUCUAUGAGUUCGCGGAAUAUUUUUUACGGCUAAUGGGCUCUUUGUGAAUUUGAUUCUUGACGAUUGUGAGGGACAAUUUCGACAGUGGGAGAAAUGGGUAGUGAAGUGUUGGAGACGAUUACUAAAAUGAGGAAACUAUUGAAAUCUGCUACAGUAAGAUGUUAUAGAUCAGUUUCCUGUCAUCCAUUUCUUGUUGGUGUGCUGUUCUUUUUAGUGUUUUUGUAUCGAUCAUCUCCGUUUGUGUUUUCUCUAUUGGUAUCUGCCUUCCCUGUUCUCAUAUCCACUGCUGUGUUGCUUGGGACGCUUUUGAGUUUUGGGCAACCGAACAUACCUGAAAUUGAUAUAGAUGAAAAGAACACCCACAGCAUUGAUACUUUGAAAACUGGGGUAUCAGGAGAUACGGUUGUUACUCGCAAUAAUGAGAUCUAUACUGUAGAAAAGUUUAAUGAGUCAACUGGAGGUCUAGUGGAACAGUUAAAUGGUGUUGCAGUAUCAAUUGCUAGUAGGUCCAUUGAGCUUCAUAGGGCUGAUAGUAUUGAUUCCAAUGUCCCACUUGUUGAGGAAUUUCCUCGGGGUUCAGAACCCAAUGAUGAGGUAGUUGCCGAAGCAACAAAGAAUCAUGUCAGUGGAUGGACACAGAAAACUGAUGUCAACAAUGAGAGACUUGGUGAUGAAGGUGAUGCUAGGACUGACGAUGAGGAUCUUAAUGACAGAUCACCAGCUGAAUCAUUUGAUUCGGAAAUGGUUAAUGUGGAUUCUCUAGAUUCCCCUCCUGACUCACCUUGGAAACACAUGAAAGAAGAAUACCAAGAAGAAGAAGAUGCGGAAGAUGACGAGGAUAUGGAUUCUGGGUCUGAUCGGGCUGAAAGUUCCUCUCCUGAUGCUUCCAUGGCUGACAUUAUGCCCAUGCUUGAUGAACUCCACCCUCUUUUAGAUGAGGAUACUCCCCAUCCUGCCCCACUGUCACAUGACGGCUCUGAUGCUGCUUCAGAAGGUUCUCUCGAAUCCACUGACAGUAGUAGUGAUUCAGAUGAUAACCUUGGAAAGGAUGAACUGUUGGAAGUUGCUGACGAAGAUAUUGAAGAUGCUGAUGAUGAGGAUGAAGGGCAAGGUCCCCUAGAAGGCGAGACAAAAUCUGCUAUUACAUGGACGGAAGAGGAUCAAAAGAAUCUCAUGGAUCUGGGAACCUCAGAACUUGAACGGAAUCAGCGGUUGGAGAGCCUUAUAGCUAGAAGGAGGGCACGAAAAACCAUGAACAUUAUGGCUGAAAGGAAUCUGAUAGACUUGGAUAGCGCUGAACUUCCUUUCAGCAUUGCUCCAAUUUCGACUGCAAGGAACAAUCCGUUUGACCUUCCCCAUGAUUCCUAUGAUGAUAUGGGACUGCCUCCAAUACCUGGCUCUGCUCCAUCUAUUUUACUAGCCAGGAGAAAUCCUUUUGAUCUACCAUAUGACUCCAGUGAAGAAAAACCUGAUCUUUUGGGAGACAAUUUCCACCAAGAGUUUACAGGAGCUCCACCAAGAGAGCCUUUUUUCCGAAGGCAUGAAAGUUUUAACAUAGGGCCCUCAUUUUUUGCACCUAGCAGGCAACAGGAUGGUAGGUUGAGACCUUACUUUGUUGCAGAAAAGAUGGACUCAGAAGGAAUAGGCUAUUCAUCAUUUCAACGACAAUCUAGUGGACUUAGUGACUCCAAGGCAAGUUCUCUUCCUGAAUCAGAGUCGGCAGCUUCGGCUGGAGAUAAUGAAGAGAAGCACCGUUUUGAAGGAAAUAGUCCUCUCUUGGAUGAGCCUCUGAAUUCUUUUCCGGAGGUAGAGCUUAGGGAAACUGCUGGAGAUCUAAAUUAUGGGAAUGCCUCUGAAGAAGAUAUAGAUCAUGAAUUGAACACCAUCUCAAUGAAAGAUGAUACUGGUUCUAAUCCAGUUGAUAUUCCUCAAGAACAAGAGCUUAUUAGUGACAUAGAGCAUGUUUCAGAGCAUGUUGGACAUGGAAGUCAAACCUCUGAAGAAGCUGAUUCCUUGGAAUUGGGUGAAUUUGAGAAGAGGGAUGUUGAAUCAAAUGAGGAGGAAACUGAAUCGCAUCGAUUGGAAUGUGAUAAUGGAGCUGAAGCACCUUUGUUUAUGGAAGCAGAAAUUUCUGGUUCUAUGAACGUCACUGUAACUGAAACUAAUUUAAAUGAUGAAGCUACUAAGCAAGAUAUUCUUACUUCGAGCUCAUCGCCAUUAUCAGAAUUAAGUGAGAGAAUAUUUCCAGUGAGAGAAGGGGAAGAAUUGUCAUGUUUAGAAGAAACAAGAGAUCAUGCUGUCCAAGAUGCUAGCAUUGUUGCUGAUCUUUCACUUGAAGAGUCCAAUUACAGUAUCUCAAGUGAAAGUUCACAGAAGGAACCUAUUUAUGAUUCGAGCCCCACAGCGAAUAAGAAUAAGCUUUCUUUAUCAUCUUUAUCACCAGACUUACAAGAUGAAAUGGAAACUGAACCUAUACUGAUAAAGACAGCAGUCACUUCUGAGGAGGGUGAAUCGGGAUCUUGUGGGCAAGAUAUAAAGGGGAAUACUUCAGGUGAUGUUGAUGGGUCAGGGUUGGUAUUUCAUACAAUAGAUGCAAAUCAAUCUGGAUUUAUGUCGAUGGAGUCAAGUGACAACAAUAUAGCAAGAUUUAGUAAUUCAGGAGAUGAUCGAGUCUCUAACAGUGAAAUCAGGACAGUGGUGGCUGAUGAUAUGAUAUCUGACAUGCAUGAUAAAAGGGAGAUUCAGCCUAUGCUGAUAAAGACAACCGCUUCUGCUGAGGCUGAACUGGGAUCUUGCGGGCAAGAAAUGGAAGGGAAUUCUUCUGGUGAGUUGGAUGGGUCACGAUUGAUACUUCAUUCAAUUGAUGCAACUCAAUCUGGAUCUAUGUCUAUGGAGUCAAGUGACAGCACUACAGCGAGAUUUACCAGUUCAGGGGCUGAUGAAGUCUCUAACAGUCAAAGUGAAAAAUUAGCGGCUGAUGCUAUGUCAUCUGACUUGCAUGAUGAAAUGGAAUUUCAACCCAUACAGGAGGAAAAGCAUAUUCCUGUUCAGGAUAAAUCAGCUUCUGAAGAGAGUUCUGUAGCUGAAAAAGGUGAAGACUUGGUUUUCUUGGACAAGUCCGGAUGAAACAUCAUCUUCCGUGGAACAUCAGACUUCAGAGUCCAGGUUAGUAUUACUUGGAUGCCAGUGUCUUUUCCUUUGUAUUACAUCACUUGUAGUAUGUACAUCUGUCUAUUCAUUUCCAUACCUUUCUUUGAUCAGUUUUGCUUCUUCUCCUUCUUUUUUUAAAGGAAAAUUACCUUGCCACAGUGAUUGGUUGUCAUUGAUCAGUGUCACUUAUGUUGAAAUAAAGAAUAUGUGGAAUACAGGGGACAUAAAAGUGAUUUCUAGAUGUAGAAUGCAUUGAAUCUUUAUUAAGGGGACAUGAUCCAUAUAUUGAAAGUUCCUGAAUUGAGAUGGCGAUAUUAUUGAUGUAUUGUAGAUUGUUCAAUUCUCUGAGUUGCUUGGUGGCCUUGAUGCCAAACUGAACGUGCUAGUGACAAAGUAGAACGGUUAAUUUUUGAAUUACUGAAAAAUGUAUGUUACUCUUGUCACAACAUCUUGCAUUAGUACUUUACAGAUGUAUAUUAAUGUCCCUGAACAGAAACUUAAUCAUAAAAAACAAAACUUGGAACUAUUUGGGUGUGCUUGGGUUUACCACUUGUAUUUCAUUUUUACUUGCUUGGUUCAUAUCUUUGGAUCUGGGGCAUAGUGAAGGAAACCAAUGUCUUUUGGUGACCUCCAACCCCAACUUAUUUAAUGGGUUUGAGUAAUUGGACUACACAUCCUCCCCCAACAACCCCCACACCCCCACUCUCUCUCCCCUCCCCCCCUCUCUUUCCUUUUCUUUUUUCCAUGUUAUGCCCCUUCUAUUCCAUUUCCUUUCUUUUUUCUUUCUCCUUCACGUUAUCUUCCUACAUCACUUCUGUCUGUUUCUCACCGUCAUUACCACUUCAACUCUUCUUGAAUAAUCUGCCUUGUUUCUGGAACUUCAUUGUUAGGUCGUUCAAGAUGAAUUAACAUGUUUCAGUUGUCACCUUUUUGGCUUUAUCGUUUAUGUUAUCGUUCUCAUCUUGCGUUGUUUUUACAUUUAGUUUCUGUUCAUUUCACCUUAUGUCAGUGACCUGCAAUUCCAUCUGUAGUUGAAACUACCAAUCAAGUUUCUCUGCUUCUUUUUUUCUUCCAUGAAGAGCGAGAAUUGGUUUCUUUGACAUUUAGUUUUAGGCAUAAUUGGAAAGCAGUGGAACAUUCUUUCCAAUCAUUUUCCUCGGCUAUUCUCCCAAUGAAUGUAGUAACUAUAAGUGUUCUAGGGAUAGGUGUAUUGAUGUUCGAGAGUGAUUGUCCAAAGUAUAAGGUUUGCAUGUCUCUUGUUUCCCUCUACAUGCAUGUGUUUCAUGGCGCCUCAAAUUGACCUUUGUUCUAUGUUUUACUUUAGUGGUUUGACUUUUUCCCCCCCUGAUUUUGGUACAUGCAGAUUAUGACUUGAUUUUGAUGUGAUCCCUAAUCUUUGAAUGUCUUCUCGUUCAUUAUGAGUGGAGAAAGCUGUUUUGCAAUUUUAUUUUCUUUGCUUAUCACCUAUGUGAAUAAAAAGGUUCAUCAUCUUGUUCUGAUGUUUGGCGCAGUUUGUAAUGAGACAUUAAGUAAUGGUUGUAGGUAUUCGUUGAAUUUCCCAUUGAGAUUCAAUUGAGGAAAGAUGUGAAGUGAUCUGAUUGUGUUAUCGCUCAUUCCAAUUUGGUGACUCAAUUGUUCCUUGCACCAAAAUUUCAUUAGUGAGAUUGGAAGGAUUAAUGUGAAGUUGGACAUGAUAGAAUCUGAAAAUGACAAGCCUUUCCAUCUUCAGUUGAGGCUCCGUGUCUUUGUCUUUAUGUCUCAUGGAAUCAAACUUUUUAUAGUUACCAUUUCACGUUUUUGUUUCAGGCAGUGUCUAUACGAGUAUAAGAAACUGGCCUUUGUUUUGAGUAAAACAUUGUGUGCAGAUUGACAUUCUGCAUAAGGUUAUGUUCUAGAGUUUGGAAUGGGCAUGACCUUUAUUCAGAGCUAGCAUCAUUAAGAUAUUUUUUUCACUUCUAAUUUGCCUGAAUCAUUGGAACAAUAAUUGAUCAUGUUUUGGUAUUGGGACUUGAUUUUGCAUUUUCUUGAUUAUCUUUGUGGUCCGGUUAAUGUUUUUUAUCAUACGUAUUUCGCAGUUUGAAGAGCUAGUUCUUAAGGUGUCAUUAAGUUGUCCCAGCCAGUGUCUCGGUUUUAAAAUGUUAUUAAGUCGUCCCAGCCAUUGUCUCGCUUAAUGACUAUCUACCUUUCUUUUACCUCCAUAUUAUAUUAGGAGCUGCAGGUGGAGUCAGAGCUGAAGGGUCAGAUGCUGCAACGGAACAAUAUCCUGUCUCAAGGGCCAAUGUGGCCAUCAAGUUUUGUGUUUGAUUUCAUUUGAUUUGAUUUCAUUCGAUUUGAUUAUUGUUUUGAGUGCUUUGUGAAGAUGAGCUUGAGGAAUUCCAUCUCGGAACUAUGUACAAUAGACAGGAUUAGAACAUUGAAUUGGUGAGAUCUUUUUGUAUCUUAUGUAUCACAUUGCGGUUGAUCAUUUCUUACUCAUGUUCAAAACAUGAUGUACGAUGUAAAUUUUGGUUCACAUUUGAGUUUGACAUUGUGUAGUAUUACAUUCGAAGAAGAAAAAGAGAAUCAUGUGGUGGUUUGUAGAAGAGUUUCUAAUGUGAAAAACAUUUUUGAAGUUGUAGUGCAGUCAUUAUCUUUUGCAUUUACUUUAUGUAAUUUCUUUUACUCCACCU